Kuraishia capsulata CBS 1993 is the source of this 2580-nucleotide messenger RNA. RefSeq lists its product as uncharacterized. Gene Ontology annotation, molecular function: ATP-dependent protein folding chaperone; ATP binding. NCBI's taxonomy places the organism in Eukaryota, Fungi, Ascomycota, Pichiomycetes, Pichiales, Pichiaceae. Gene Ontology annotation, biological process: negative regulation of hypoxia-induced intrinsic apoptotic signaling pathway; cellular response to hypoxia; endoplasmic reticulum unfolded protein response. Gene Ontology annotation, cellular component: endoplasmic reticulum chaperone complex. The transcript has a single exon. The record is from RefSeq and is a predicted model, not a curated record. Bases 1 to 2580 code for a protein of 859 amino acids.
AUGAGACUAAAAAGCACUUUGCUGCUGCUAUUUGCUGCAUUUGUUCUUCCCGGAUACUCUUUCCUGCUCGGGAUCGACUUUGGCUACGAGUUCACUAAAGCCGCGCUGGUGGCUCCGGGUGUAAACUUCGAGAUUGUGCUCACGCCUGAUUCCAAGCGCAAGGAUGUUUCCGGACUUGCAAUUUCCCCUAUUUCGGGCAAGAAAGAGGCCCUCCAAAGAACCUAUGGAUCUUCGGCCUUAACAACGUGCACACGGAGCCCUGCCAGCUGUAUGCUCCACUUGAAGCCUCUACUGGGACGGUCUCUUGCUGAUCCAGCGGCCAAAGAAUAUACCGAAACCCACCCGGGAGUGACUUUAGUAGAGUCUAAGAACUCACGCAACACGAUUGCCUUUCAGGUGGCCAAAGAUCUGACAUUUCCGGUGGAAGAACUGCUGGCAAUGUCUAUUGGAGAGAUCCGCGACAGAGCCGAGGCCCACCUCAAGGCUGCUGUUUCUGGCGGAUACUCUAGUGUUACUGAUGUGGCAAUUACGGUACCAUCCUUCUUUACUCAGGCGCAAAGGGCAGCUAUCCAGGAUGCUGUGGAGAUAGCUGGAAUGAAUCUUGUUGCACUGGUAGAUGACGGUACAGCCGUUGCGCUUAAUUAUGCUUCCACCAGAACGUUCGGAGAGGACAAGGAGUAUCACUUGAUCUACGACAUGGGUGCUGGCUCUGUCAAGGCCACGCUGGUAUCGUUCAGACAAAACGAAACAGACACCACUGUGGAGAUCGAAGGUGUUGGUUAUGAUGCAAAUGUGGGCGGUCAUCUUCUUACAAAUGCAGUUUUUGAGCUACUCAAAGACCAUUUUCUGGCAGCCAAUCCAAAGAUCCGUACCCAAGAAUUUCAGGCCAAUUCUAGGGCUAUGACGCGUCUCUGGCAGUCUGCUGAGAAGGCAAAGUUCGUACUGAGUGCCAACUCCGAGACUUCGGUCUCCUUGGAACUGCUGUAUGAUGAUAAAGACUUCAAAGCAGUAAUUACAAGAGAUGAGUUUGAGGAAGCCUGUGAAAGCUUGAUGACUCGAAUUGUUACUCCUGUCAUCAAGGCUACUUCGGAAACCUUCAAUCCUGUAGCCGCCAAUGCCGAGAUUCAAUCGGUGAUUUUGGCCGGAGGCUCAACUCGUGUUCCGUUCGUGCAACGUCAUCUUGCUGCUUUUGUGGGCGAAGAUAAAAUCUCGAAGAACGUCAAUGCUGAUGAAGCUGCUGUUCUUGGUGCUACUUUGCGUGGAGUUUUGCUUUCCAAGAUGUACCGCUCAAAGCCGAUCCAUGUGAUUGAACAUGCUGUUCACGAUUAUAGAGUGCAGUUGGAUGAUUCUGUUGUCGGUGUUGUUUUGAAGAAGGGUGAUGUCCCAACCGAGACUUCCGUUUCAUUAUCACCCGACUCUACAGCCUUUUCGGCCGAUAUUUACGAGGAUGGUUUGCUCUAUGUGCAGUACAAUGCGAAGGUUGAUCUAGAAGCGAGCAAGCUAAACUCAACCACCUGUCCAGGUGGAGUUGGCUAUAAUAUUACCUUCGGUUUUGAUCGUGGAUUAUUGUCGUUUGAGAGAUUGAAUGCUCUUUGCUUCAACACUUCCUCGGAAGAUGUAUUGAAACGUGUUGUGAUCAGCACCAAAGCGAAAUACGCCUCUGUUAGGCCAAUGGGACUUCCUUCCAAACAAACUUCAGCUGCGAGACUCAAGGACCUAUUAAGGAAAGAUAAAUCUCGCCAGCAACGUGACGAGAUGAUCAACGAAUAUGAGGCUGCCGUGUACGAUUUGCGUGCUUAUCUCGACUCAGACGAUGUAGUGGAGAAGGGCCCACCCACUAUGGUGGAUGAGGCAUCCGAUGCCGUUCGUGAGCAUGUUGAAUGGUUAGAUUAUGAAAGCGACGGUGCUUCUCUGAAGGAUAUCAAGGAUCGGUUCGACGAAAUCCGGGUACUCAAAGUCAAGAUCGAGACUUUUGUUGAGAUGGCAGAUCUUCCUCUUGACAAGGAGGAGUUCGGUCGUUUGCACCAGAUGGGCCUUGAUACGAUCCACGAGCUUCAAGAACUAAUGUUGACUAUGUCAGAAGACGCCAGCGUUUUGUAUGACAACUACACUCAGUUUGGACUGAACUUUGACGAGGAAAGUCGCAAAAUCAAGGUCAAGACGAAACAAAUUUCAGAGGCGCAAAUCCAGGAGCAUUUCCAGCAACUCAGUGACAAUCUCGAGGCUCUAGCGCCGCUCAAGGAAGAUGAUACUGCCGAGGCUGAGCUAGCUGCCCGCUCACGUGAAGAGCUGUUUGUGAUUCGUGAGGAGGUUGGUAAGGAGGUGAUGGAGUUGAAAGCAAUUGUUUCAACACUGAAGUCAGUUCACGAACAGAGAAUCUCAGCUUUGGCAGAGAGACUCACUAAGCACGUGAGACAGCAGGCCAAAGCCGCAGCGAAGAAAGCCCGGGUGGCUGAGAAACAAAAUAAGGCGGAUGCUGAAGCGGAGGCCGAUGCUUCGACAGCUACUGAGCCGCCCGUGGAAAAUACCAGUUCCACGGAGUUUGAGGCGGAGGCCAGCCCUAAUCAUGACGAACUGUAG